Molecule: messenger RNA, 337 nt
Organism: Staurois parvus
Lineage: Eukaryota; Metazoa; Chordata; Amphibia; Anura; Ranidae
Source: the annotation of a GenBank genome assembly
CCCAGCAGUGCCACCCACCAGUUCUGCCCACCAGUGCUGCCAGUCAGUGCCCAGCGGUUUUGCCAGUCAGUGCCCAGCAGUUGCGCCAGUCAAUGCCUAACAGUGCCGCCAGUCAAUACCUAGCAGUGCCGCCAGUCAGUGCCCAGCAGUAAUGCCAGUCAGUGCCACCUAUCAGUGCUGUCUAUCAGUACCCAUCAUCAGUGCCGCCUAUCAGCGCCACCUAUCAGUGCCGCCUAUCCGUGCCACCUCAUUAGUGCUGCCUAUCAGUGCCACCUAUCAGUGCCCUUCAGGGCUGCCUAUCAGUGCCCAUCAGUGCUGCCUAUCAGUGCCCAUCAGU